CGAGCUUAAGGAAAAUAAGCGCUGUCUUCAUGAAAAUGUAUUUUGUAAUGUUUAACUCUUGACAGGGUAACCAUGGUAACCACCUGAGAUGCACACAGUGAAUUAAAGGCAAGUUGUUGUCUUUUGUGGAAUUUAAUUAAUUUAAAUAACACAACUGAUGACUUCAAUAUGGCCCAUAUGGCCAGAAUGUUAGUAUGCAUUUUAGUAACUAAACAGCGUCAUUUUGCGCAGUGGAAGAAGAUCUGGUGUGCAUAUUGACAGUUGCUGUCGGUGGUCAAUACGCUUUCCCAGUCGCCAGCUGUCUUAAUGUGAACAGUGUAGGCCUUGUCUUCUGUUCACAUGUCAUACAGCAAUAUACAUCGUUGUACAGCAGAUGGCAACCUCAUACAUCUGCAUGACAUGAUUGCACAGCUUCCAUCCGAAGAAGUCGAAGAGGUGCCUGAACUCAAUUUAAACCCAUGAUUGAGAAAACCAUGGACCUUUGGUCUGAACCAUAGUCUACACUUUGGUCUUCGCACUGCUAUCAAUUAGUUGUUGUUCAGAUUGUUUUGCUCUGAGUUACUAGAGUGCUUUUGUGACUGUUGAUCAAGAAAAAAUGCCCACUAAGAAGAAAGUGAUAGUAACAGGGUUCGAGCCAUUUGGCGGAGACAAAGUCAACUCCAGCUGGGAGGCAGUGAAGGAACUGAAGCGGUUAGGGCUCGGCAACUCAGUGGACCUUCACGUGCAAGAGAUCCCUGUUGAAUACCGGGCUGUGAAGGACCUACUGCCAUCGCUCUGGAAACAGCAUCAACCCCACCUUGUGGUCCAUGUGGGUGUGUCUGGGAUAGCCACCACGGUGACUCUGGAGCAGUUGGGAAACAACCUGGGCUACAUGCGUCCGGACAAUGUUGGCUACAGCCCAGAGUGUGGGUGUUGUGUGGUGGGUGGUCCCGAAACCAUCCACUCUGUCCUGGACAUGGAGGUGGUCCGCCAGAGGGUGAAAGAGUCUGGCCUCGGGGUCGCUGUGUCCACGUCACAGGAUGCUGGAAGGUACCUCUGUGACUACUCCUACUACACGUCUCUGUACGCGGGGCAGCGCAGGUGUGGCUUUGUGCACGUGCCCCCUCUGGAGGAGCCCUACAGCAGCAAGGAGCUGGGGCUGGCCCUCCAGGCCGUGGUGACGGAGAUGCUGGGGCUCCUCGCCAAGGCGGAGGGCACAGAGAAGUAACCACACAGCUCCUGCUGUCAGCCGCCCCAUGAACCCCCUCCCUCUCCCAGUCCAUGAGGCCCCGCCCCCCAGGCAGGUGUACCGAUUGAACCCCAUGCCCUAAAGGGGCUGGGACCCAGGAGGAGCCAUGGAUCAGGUGGGGGCUAGCUGUAUCAUGGGACCAAGACCAGAACUGAUGAACUACUUCAAUAAAACAAUUG
Molecule: messenger RNA, 1407 nt
Organism: Gadus chalcogrammus (walleye pollock)
Lineage: Eukaryota; Metazoa; Chordata; Actinopteri; Gadiformes; Gadidae
Gene: pgpep1
Product: pyroglutamyl-peptidase I
Exons: 5
Coding region: 596-1207 (203 amino acids)
Biological process (GO): proteolysis
Cellular component (GO): cytosol
Molecular function (GO): pyroglutamyl-peptidase activity
Source: RefSeq, a predicted model, not a curated record